Lactuca virosa is the source of this 225-nucleotide messenger RNA. Lineage: Eukaryota; Viridiplantae; Streptophyta; Magnoliopsida; Asterales; Asteraceae. The record is from the annotation of a GenBank genome assembly.
AUGCAUGCCAGUUAUGUCCACCAGACAAACAAGUACAGUGGUGCAAGUCUGGAUCAUGAACUGAAAGAAUCCACUGAGCAGAAGUUUAGCCCUUGGCGUGUCUAUGAAAGAGAUGGAGAACAACUCAUAGCGUAUCACCGGAGCAAAGAGGUAGCGGCGAUGGUUGUCGGUGUUGAUGUUCGACAAUGGAGUUUUUACUCCAGAUCUGAUAUCGGUAGGGGUUAA